AUGAGCGUCAAGGCCCAGCCCGGUGACAAGGUCGUCCUCGCCUACAGCGGCGGCCUGGACACGUCCAUCAUCCUCAAGUGGCUGACCAACAAGGGCUUCGAGGUCAUCUGCUACUGCGCCAACGUGGGCCAGCAGGGCGAGGACUACGAGAAGGUGCGCGCCAAGGCGCUGUCCCUGGGCGCCAAGAAGGUGUACAUCGAGGACCUGCGCGAGGACUUCGUCAAGGACUACAUCUUCGAGGCCGUCAAGUCCAACGCCAUCUACGAGUCCCGCUACCUGCUCGGCACGUCGCUGGCCCGCCCCGUGAUCGCCAAGAAGCAGGUCGAGAUCGCCCAGGCCGAGGGCGCCAAGUACGUGGCCCACGGCGCCACGGGCAAGGGCAACGACCAGGUGCGCUUCGAGCUGUGCGCCCAGGCCCUGGACGCCCACCUCAAGACCAUCGCCCCGUGGCGUGACGCGGAGUUCAUCGAGAAGUUCAAGGGCCGUGCCGACCUGAUCCAGUACGCCAAGGAGCAGAACAUCCCCAUCGACGCCACCCCCAAGGCCCCCUACAGCGUGGACGAGAACCUGUACCACACCAGUUACGAGGCCGGCAUGCUCGAGGACCCCAUGACGGCCCCCAUGGUCGAGAUGUUCAAGAUGACGGUGGACCCCAAGGACGCCCCCGACGCCGCUGAGCAGAUCAGCAUCCGCUUCGAGAAGGGUAUCCCCGUGGGUGUGACCAACCUCACGGCCAAGACCCCCGAGCUCACGGGCGCCCUGGACCUGUUCCUGGAGCUCAACAAGCUGGCCGGCAAGCACGGCAUCGGCCGCAUCGACAUCGUCGAGAACCGCUUCGUCGGCAUCAAGUCGCGCGGCUGCUACGAGACCCCCGGCGGCACCAUCCUGCGUCACGCCCACCUCGACCUGGAGGGCCUGUGCAUGGACCGCGAGGUCAUGAAGGUGCGCGACACGCUCUCGGCCAAGUUCGCCGAGUUCUGCUACAACGGCUUCUGGUUCGCCCCCGAGAUGGACUUCGUGCGCAACGCCGUGGACUUCUCGCAGCAGAACGUGACGGGCUACGUCAACCUCGAGCUCUACAAGGGCAACGUGACCGUGAUCGGCCGUUACUCGGACGAGGCUCUGUACAGCGCCGACCUGGCCUCCAUGGACCAGGAGGGCGGUGGCGACAACUUCGACUACAACCCGGCCGACGCCCAGGGCUUCAUCCGCAUCAACGCCACGCGCCUCAAGGCCUGGCGGUGCCGCCCCCAGCCCAAGAAGUAA
This is a messenger RNA of Phytophthora sojae, 1266 nucleotides long. RefSeq lists its product as hypothetical. Lineage: Eukaryota; Oomycota; Peronosporomycetes; Peronosporales; Peronosporaceae. The record is from RefSeq and is a predicted model, not a curated record. The coding region runs from base 1 to 1266 and encodes 421 amino acids. Gene Ontology annotation, biological process: L-arginine biosynthetic process; urea cycle. Gene Ontology annotation, cellular component: cytoplasm. Gene Ontology annotation, molecular function: ATP binding; argininosuccinate synthase activity. The transcript has a single exon.